This is a messenger RNA of Pseudoliparis swirei, 5846 nucleotides long. RefSeq names its product serine/threonine kinase 10 (gene stk10). Gene Ontology annotation, molecular function: ATP binding; protein serine/threonine kinase activity. The record is from RefSeq and is a predicted model, not a curated record. The transcript has 20 exons. Gene Ontology annotation, biological process: protein phosphorylation. The coding region runs from base 464 to 3364 and encodes 966 amino acids. Lineage: Eukaryota; Metazoa; Chordata; Actinopteri; Perciformes; Liparidae.
ACACGCGCAGCACCAACCCGGACAUGAAGUCCUCUUUCCUCCUGCGCGCGCCGGGGACCGCGGCUUGUUCCUUGAGAGGAACUACAUUUCCAUGACGGCAUUGGAGGAGGAGGGGAGGAGGGGGGGGGGGAAGAGGAGGGGGAAGAGGAGGAGGAGGAGGAGGAAGGGUGGGAGGAGUGUGGAGGACGGGGCGUCUUCGCGCGGCGGAGAGGCAACAAGUGUCUCCGGUGCGUCGCGGGGCGGGUCCUCCGCCGUGUUCCGCAGGUGGUCACAGCUCCGUGAUCAUGAGCGCGCGCAGCAGCUGGUAGUCCGGAGCUUCCCCGUCGAGCCGUUUCCUCGUGACCGCGGACAGAGAGCUGAGGUCCAGCUGGUCACCCAGGCGCUCCUCUACGGGCACGCGCCCGCUGGACUUUUUAAUACUUAAAAAAAAUCAUUUUAUUGUUUGUUGUUUCCCGCGUUGCGCAUGAUGGCGUUCGCUCGGUUCAGCCGCAUCCUCCGGCUGCCCGCCCUGGACAUCAAGAAGAAGGUGAAGCAGUACGAGCACGUGCACCGGGACAUCAACCCCAACGACCUGUGGGAGAUCCUCGGGGAGCUCGGCGACGGCGCGUUCGGGAAGGUCUACAAGGCUAGGAACAAGGAGACGGGGGCUCUGGCGGCCGCCAAGGUGAUCGACACUAAGUGCGAGGAGGAGCUGGAGGAUUACAUCGUGGAGAUCGACAUCCUGGCGAAGUGCGACCACCGCUACAUCGUCAAGCUGCUCGACGCCUUCUACCACGACAACAAGCUGUGGAUCAUGAUCGAGUUCUGCCCCGGAGGCGCCGUGGACGCCAUCAUGCUCGAGCUGGACCGCGGGCUGACGGAGCCGCAGAUUAAGGUGGUGUGUCGAGAGAUGCUGGAGGCGCUGGACUACCUCCACCGGAUGAAGAUCAUCCACCGGGACCUGAAGGCCGGCAACAUCCUGCUCAUGCUGGACGGGGACAUCAAACUGGCUGAUUUCGGCGUAUCGGCGAAAAACUCAAAAACCCUCCAGAGGAGAGACUCUUUCAUUGGAACGCCGUACUGGAUGGCGCCCGAGGUGGUGAUGUGUGAGACCAUGAAGGACGCGCCCUACGACUACAAGGCCGACGUGUGGUCUCUGGGCAUCACGCUGAUCGAGCUGGCCCAGAUCGAGCCCCCGCACCACGAGUUGAACCCCAUGAGGGUCCUGCUGAAGAUCGCCAAGUCGGAGCCGCCCACCCUGGAGCAGCCGCACAAGUGGUCCCAGGACUUCAAGGACUUCCUGAAGAAAGCUUUGGACAAGAACCCAGAGACUCGGCCGUCCGUCGGGCAGCUGGCCGAGCACCCGUUUGUGAAGUCGGUGACGACGAACCGUCCUUUGCGGGAGCUGGUGGCCGAGGCCAAAGCCGAGGUCAUGGAGGAGAUAGAGGACGAGGACGGAGAGGAGGACGACGCCCUGGAGCUCCCCGUGUCUCCAGGAAAGGAACCGUGCCACACCAGUCAGACCAGUCUGGAAGGAGACCGGUCUGUGGACGCCUCGAGCCCCACCAAGACCUCCCCCGUGACCUCGCCCAUGACCUCACCUGUGACCUUCCCCGUGACCUUCCCUAUGACCUCCCCCACCACUCCAACGCCUCUGCCUAAGGAGGCCGAGGCGGAGCCACCGACCGAGGUGGUCCCGGUGGUCCCGCGGCUGCACCCCCCUCGGAGGGAUCCGGAGGAGUCGGAGGACAAACUGGGCGAUGACGUCAUCCUGGAGUCGGAGAGCGAGGCGUCGACCAAGACCUCCAGCUGCGACUCUGGGAUCGAGGACGGGAAGAGCAGCCCCACCUCGGAGGAGAAGGUUUCUCUGGAGGCCCCCGAGACGAAGACCCCCCCCCUGGUGGCCGAGGAGGGGAGCGGCGCGCCGGCUGACGGGGGGCCGCCGGGUCCCGCGGCCUUCUUCACGCCGGUGAAGAAGCAGUCUGAGCAGAAUGGGACCCCGACCAGGGGGGCCCCGAAGAGGACCCCGCUGGGAGGGACCCCGGAGGGGGGGUCUCCCUACAUCACGGGGGGGAUCGUCAAGAAGAGGUCCUCGUAUUCGGGCAGCGUGGCGUCGGAGAGCAUGGACCACAAGGAGACCAUCUCCAUGUGCGCCCGGGACUUCUCCAGUAAGACCCUGAAGAGAACCAGGAAGUUUGUGAUUGACGGCGUGGAGGUCAGCGUGACGACCUCCAAGAUCAUCCGGGACGACGAGAAGAAGGACGAGGAGAUGAGAUUCCUGAGACGUCAGGAGCUGCGUGAGCUGCGCCUCCUGCAGAAGGAGGAGCAGCGCGCUCAGGCCGGCCUGAACGCCAAGCUGGAGACGCAGAGGGAGCAGAUGCAGCGGCGCAUCGACCAGGAGAUGAACACCAAGAAGAAGCACUACGACGUGGAGCUGGAGAACCUGGAGAAGCAGCAGAAGCAGACCAUCGAGAAGAUGGAGAGCGACCACCACGUGAAGCUGAAGGACGAGACGCGGCGCAUCAGAGGGGAGCAGGAGCGCGAGCACCACCGCUUCCACGAGCUGAUUAAGCAGAAGAAGAGGGAGGUCAAGCUGGCGGUGGACAAGCUGCCCAGGAACCAGCGCAAAGAAUCCCUGAAGAUGAAGAUGAAUUCCUACCAGGAGACGAAGACUAAAGACAAUCAGCAGCUCAUCAGAGAGCGCGAGGCCACCAUCUGGGACCUGGAGAAGAGGAACCUGUACGAGAAGCACCAGCUGAUGAAGCAGCAGCUCAAGGACCAGUACUUCCUCCAGAGGCACCAGCUGCUCAAGAAGCACGAGAAGGAGCAGGAGCAGAUGCAGUGCUACAACCAGCGGAUGAUCGAGAUCCUGAAGGCCAAGCAGCAGCAGGAGAAGAGCCGGCUGCCCAAGAUCCAGCGCGGCGAGGCCAAGACCCGCAUGGCCAUGUUCAAGAAGAGCCUCCGCAUCAACGGCGGCGGCGGCUCGGAGGACCGCGACAAGGUCAAGCAGUUCUCCCUGCAGGAGGAGCGGCGGCAGAAGGCCGAGCGGCUCCACCAGCUGCAGAAGCACGAGAACCAGAUGAGGGAGAUGAUCGGCCAGUGUGACGGGAACAUCCGGGAGCUGCAGCAGCUGCAGAAUGAGAAGUGCCACCUGCUGGUGGAGAACGAGACUCAGAGGCUGAAGCAGCUGGACGAGCAGCACAACCAGCUGAUGAAGGACUGGAGGGACCAGCUGAAGCCGCGCAAGAUGGCCCUUGAAGAGGAGCUGAAGAUGAAGAAGAAGGAGCAGAAGAUUUUCUUCCGGACGAGUCAAAGUUCUGAAAACCCGAGUUCCCCCAACAAGCUCUCCAAGCUUGUUCCCUACCAGGACUCGUCCACGAUAUGAGACACACAACAUGUACACGACAUGAGACACACAACAUGUACACGACAUGAGACACACAACAUGUACACAACAUGAGACACACAACAUGAGACACACAACAUGUACACAACAUGAGACACACAUGUACACAACAUGAGACACACAACAUGUACACGACAUGAGACACACAACAUGUACACAACAUGAGACACACAACAUGUACACAACAUGAGACACACAACAUGUACACAACAUGAGACACACAUGUCCACGACAUGAGACACACAACAUGUACACAUGACACACAACAUGUACACGACAUGAGACACACAACAUGUCCACGACAUGAGACACACAACAUGAGACACACAACAUGUACACAACAUGAGACACACAACAUGUACACAACAUGAGACACACAUGUCCACAACAUGAGACACACAACAUGUACACAACAUGAGACACACAACAUGUACAUAACAUGAGACACACAACAUGUACACAACAUGAGACACACAACAUGUACACAACAUGAGACACACAACAUGUACACAUGAGACACACAACAUGUACACAUGAGACACACAACAUGUACAUAACAUGAGACACACAACAUGUACAUAACAUGAGACACACAUGUACACAACAUGAGACGCACAUGUACACAACAUGAGACGCACAACAUGUCCACGACAUGAGACACACAACAUGUACACAACAUGAGACACACAUGUACACAACAUGAGACGCACAUGUACACAACAUGAGACGCACAACAUGUACACAACAUGAGACACACAACAUGUACACAACAUGAGACACACAACAUGUACACAACAUGAGACGCACAACAUGAUGCACACCACAUAACAUACCCAUUAUAACCCCCCCCCCACCGUACAGGAGCCUCCUGCCUCACUUUUAAUUAUCCUUUAAUGUUUUAGUGAAUAUUUUUUUACUAAAGUUGUUUUAAGGUUGUUAGUUUUAUUUUUAAUUGUCGUAUUUGAUGAUUUAAAUCUCUUCAGACUCGCCGUGCGUCAAAGAGAUUUUAAUCUCCUGCCCAAAGAAACGUGAAGUAAAGUAGUUCUUGGUCUUAUGAAGAUUUAUUGAAGAGGAAAUAAUAUUUAGUUUGGCAUAAUUUAUUUUUGUAAGAGGACCGAGAGCCGGGACACGAGCGCUUCCUUUAAACGAUCAGCCUCCCAACAAUAGAACCAAAUACACCCACAAUCAUCUUCCUGUUCUACUUCCUGUCUGUCUCGGUGACUUCCUGUUGUUCUACUUCCUGUUCUACUCCUUGUACGCCUCGGUCACUUCCUGUCUGUCUCGGUGACUUCCCUAUGUUCUACUUCCCGUUCUACUCCUUGUAAGCCUCGGUCACUUCCUGUCUGUCUCGGUGACUUCCUGUUCUACUUCCUGUUCAUGUCACUUCAUGUUGUACUUCGUCACUUCCUGUCUGUCUCGGUCAUUUCCUGUCUGCCUCGGUCACUUCCUGUUGUAUUUCCUGUGCUUCUACUUAAUGUACGCCUCGGUCACUUCCUGUCUGCCGCAGUCACUUCCUGUUGUACUUCAUGUCGUUCAACUUCAUGUAGGCCUUUGUCACUUCCUGUCUGCCUCGGUCGCUUCCUGUUCUACUUCCUGUCUGCCUCGGUCACUUCCUGUCUGCCUCGGUCACUUUCUGUCUGCCCUGGCUCGUGACCGUCGGGUCCAUAAGUUAUAGCUGAAAAUAUCUGCUCUUAUUUAUUUUCCACAUCCAGAUUCAUCACUGUACAUUUAGAUAUAUUCUGUUUUUCUUAACUGGCUUGAAGUCUUAAGUUGUUCUAACAGGGAUGAAUCCAGAUAUUAUUUAGUAUUUUUAUCGAUUGCGUGGGAACGAUGAGGCGGAUGAGACUCGUUGAUGUUCAGUUUGUUGCUCUUGUGACUUUGUAUUUGUAUUUUACUGUAACUCACACUGGAGGAGCGAGAAGCCAAAGCAACAGACUGAGGGGGUAAAUUAAAUGUAUGAUUAUUAUACGAGCUGCCUGCUAACCAAAGUGCAAUAGUACAAGUCUUAAAGAGCUUAAAGUUUCUUUUUCUUAAACUUGGUCUUCCUUUGCACUGAGAGGGAAUAAUAAUAAUUAACUCCAGGAACAGAUUUAACAUUUUGAAAGGGAAAUUAUUCAAUCUUCAUACUCGAUAAUAUUUUGAAAGCAAUGAUUGAAUUUUUCAAAUCGUAUGAUUUUAUAACAUAACUCUUAAUAUCAUUUUGUGAUUUAACUUUGCAGCUGAGGAAGUGUUGUGUUAGUCUUCGGCCUGCAGAGUGAGAGCAGGUCACCGGGUACAGCUUUAACUUCUCAAAGGUAUUUAAAUUAGUUGUAAAGUCUUUUUUUCCACGUUUAACGGCUUUAAUGUACGCCUCAGUUUACAUGACGUUGUUUGGAGGGGUUAUGAGUUAUGAGUGAAUGAAGUUGUAACAGAAGGAACCACUGUUGUAAAAUACUCAAUAAAAGAUUUUUUUUAACUAGUG